This is a messenger RNA of Bemisia tabaci, 735 nucleotides long. Its product is annotated as probable RNA-directed DNA polymerase from transposon BS. NCBI's taxonomy places the organism in Eukaryota, Metazoa, Arthropoda, Insecta, Hemiptera, Aleyrodidae. The record is from RefSeq and is a predicted model, not a curated record. Gene Ontology annotation, molecular function: RNA-DNA hybrid ribonuclease activity; nucleic acid binding.
AUGAGUGCGGAACUGAAAGCGAUCAGAGAAAGCCUCAACCUAAUCUCCCUAUACAACGUAAGAAAAGCAGUAAUAUGCACAGAUUCACUAAGCUCUAUCACACUUCUCUCACAAAAGGAUACUAUCACGGACAACCUGGAAUUAGAAGAAGUUCACCAUUUCCUCGCCCAAAAUAAAGACCUAAUAUUGACAUGGACCCCAGGUCAUGAGAAUAUCGCAGGCAAUGAGAUGGCUGACAAACAAACCAAAGACCUCCAUAACGCCACAGACUUCUCUAAAGAAUUAAUCCACUACUCUAACUACCAACGACUAACCAAAAGUUCAGUAUUGAAACAGUGGCAAAGAGACUGGACUGAGAGCACACAAACUAAGGGAGCCAGACUAGGAUCAAUCCAACCGGUCAUCUCAAUGGAAGCCUGGUUCAGCCGUAUAAUAUUAAGUAAGAAAGCUACCAACAUAAUAUCCAGAAUGAGAAUCGGCCAUGGGUUAUUCCCAGAACAUCUCAACCGAAUCAGAUUGAAAGAUAAUGAUAAAUGCACUUGUGGCCAGAUAGGAACUAUCGACCACAUCCUCCUCCACUGCACAAAAAUCAAACAACCUACAAAUAUCUACAACCUCAUGAGAACUCCGGAUCCUCAAGUGAUAAUUGACUCCAAAACUAUCUUAGCAAGAACUGAAAUCGAACUAUACCAGGAACUAGAAUCCCACAUAAUCAGUAAUCAAAUCUCAUGUUAA